Hemicordylus capensis (graceful crag lizard) is the source of this 3065-nucleotide messenger RNA. It is a transcript of the gene MAL2, whose product is annotated as mal, T cell differentiation protein 2. Gene Ontology annotation, biological process: myelination. Lineage: Eukaryota; Metazoa; Chordata; Lepidosauria; Squamata; Cordylidae. Gene Ontology annotation, molecular function: structural constituent of myelin sheath. The transcript has 4 exons. Bases 1 to 555 code for a protein of 184 amino acids. Gene Ontology annotation, cellular component: membrane. The record is from RefSeq and is a predicted model, not a curated record.
AUGAUCUCCGGCCGAGGGGGCUCCAUGCCGCCGCCCCCCAACGCCACCGCCUAUUUCCCUCCGCCUCGCAUCACCCUGCCGUCCGGCUUGGAGAUCCUGCGCACCUACUCGGGGGCUUUCAUCUGCCUAGAGAUCCUGUUGGGAGCACUCGUCUGGAUUUUAGUAUCUGCUACCAAGAUCCCUUUGCCACUGCUGCAGGGUUGGGUGAUGUUCGUGUCUGUGACGGCUUGUUUCACAUCCAUCUCCUUCCUCUGUGUGUUUCUCUUCAGCUAUAGAGAGAGGAUCGCUAUUGACUGGAACCGUCUGGAUUUUCUUUACCAUGCAGCAGUUUUUGUCUUCUAUUUUGGGAGCUUUCUCCUGCAAGCGGCAACAACCUCUUUGCACGGUCACCCACUUAAAUUCAGCUUCGACCUCGCCACCAACAGCACCCUCUACGCACCACUUCUAAAUGAGCAUGAACAUAACUUGAGCAUAGCAGCCACCAUUUUUGCCUUUGCAACAACUGUAUGUUAUGGGUGCAGCACAACCCUUGCUUUAAGAAGAUGGAAGCUAUAGCACCGGAUGAAACAAGACUGCUCAAAUUCCCAUCUGAUUUGUGUAACUCUGCAGAUGAUAAAUGGUAUCCCACUUGCUCAUCAGAUAAGAGUGGUGUUCCAAUUGUGCGUUUGGAAUAGGUUUAUAUUUUUCUAAAUUGUUGGUGCACAAAUAAGACCAUGUUAUAAUUAUAUUUUUCGAUGGGGAGGGGGUGGACUUGUUAUUUAUUUCUCGGGUUUUGACUUGCCUAGGUUUAUUGACUUUCUAGCAGCAGCAUCCUCUGCAGCGGAUAGUAUUAUAAUCACCUUGAGCAAGUCGUGGGGUUAUCAUUAGCAGACAAAUGAAUGUUUGGUGCUAAACAACUUCUUGGAGGAGAAAUGAACUGCUCGGCAGAAAUGUUGUGCAUGUGCACGUGCAGAGAGGCAGCUAUAAGACAAUGAACUGCAGUGCUUUUGUUGACAGUUAACUGCAAUCCACCGCGCAAACUCCUUUAAUUUCAGUGGGUUUUUGCAGGACUCUUGUGUGAGCAAGACUACUCCAGAGAGGGGCAUGAGGGGCAAGCACCCCCUCAAUAAGUGGCUUUCCCCCCAUUUCUGUUGCAGAAAAUCAGAUAUGUGAGAUACAGCUUGCCCACCCCUGAAUACAUUUUGCCCUUCUGUGUGCUCCCUCAAUAUUCUUUUCCUGCUGCGAGCAAGCUUGAAUGAAUGGAGAUUGCUCAGUAGCAGUGCUUGGUGAAUUGUCCCUUCUACUUCCACUCUUGCACUUAUUUUGAUGCAGGCAGGGACAUGGGCAGGGGUGAAGAAAUCUUGUCUCAGCUUAUCAGCCAGACAAAAUAUUUUACUCGUCAAGCUAUGUUGGUACAUUACUCGACCAGGACCUUUUUUCACUCAUCAGGCAUCAUUUUUUCACUCGUCACAGACUGGUAGACUAGUGGAUUUCUGCAGCCCUGGUCAUUGGGUUCUACACUAAUCUAAAUGGACUCUGUUAGAAACAUUGGCCCACACCCUGAUGAAUCCAGUGCUUGCACAACAAACAAAGUUGUACUAGUGUGAUUGCAUAGCUGCAUUGCAUCAAGAGAAUUUUUGGAAUGGUACUCUUGUGCAAAAGUUCCCUGCAGAGCAUAUGAGGCAGGCCGUAGUUCAUGCCCCUUGUUUGCGCUAGUGUGACACUAGUCUGGAAUGCAAGCUUUAGACUUUGUGCAACAGCCUUGCCUUAGUGCAAGAAUGUACCACUUCAGCCCUCCAGCUGUUUUUGGUCUAUAACCCCCUUCACCAUAGUGAGGGAUGAUGGGCAUCAUCUCUCCUGCAUAUGUCUCCAACAUCUGCAGGAGAGACAAAGUUGUGCAGCCUUGAACAAGCAGUGUCCUUAUGCAAGCAUAGUGUUAGUCAGGAUGUUUGCUGCUGCCUUCCCAUUUUUAAAAAGGGAUGUAUCAAAAUGGGGGCAGGGGCAUUGUUUUAAUAUUUAUCCCAUACAUAUACUGUAGAUAUCUAGAUCUGGUUUUAAAACUGCACUUUUUAUCUGUAAACCUCAAAGCAUUUUAUGGAAGAAGUAAUUAUUAUACCUCCAGGAAAGGGAAGCAGAUAAGUAACAUGCCCCAGGCUAUAAUUGUGUUAGUGGCAGAAAAUGGAAAUGUAUCUCCACAGGAGAUUUUCUUUUCACUUUUUUUAGAAAGAAGAGCUGGGAAUCAAUCUGUUAAAGCUGCAAUAACUCCGUCAUGACAAUUGGUUUAUUCAUGCAUCACAUGAGGUUUUAUCAAAUUUUUAACUGAAUCAGUUCCCUGGAAAAAAUUUGUCCAGAGCUGACAGCAUUUUUAUAAAACUUCUGUAUAUCUGUAGAUUCAUAUGAUGUAUUUAAAGUCAUUGUUAAAAUGGCUUGGCUGUGCUUAUUUUAGAGAAUCUGAUAUAUUUGGUAAUCGUUCUUACAUAUAUAUAUUAGCUAGUGCUACUGCCUAUAUGGUAAAUUUAUAAAAUUGAUGGACAGCCCAAAUACUAGAAGAUUGGGAUGAUAUAUCGGUCCUCUGUGAGUCCAGCAUUACAGUGGAUUUUCCUCCUUACCCUUCCUAGCCAUAUACAUCCUAAUGCAGAACUGUGGAUUAGUCCCAUUCCAAGUUUUGCAAGCAAGAUUCAGGAAGAAAAAUAUAAUCUUCCUGUGCCAAUAUGUUAAUCUAAACUCGUCUUUCUAAUUUAUGUUGUAGCUUCCUGCACUUACCAGAAACAGCUUGAUACUGUGCUGAUAGGUCCUUUCUCUGACGAAUUUUGUUUUGGCAAACUUAUUUAUAUUGCAGAGCACUUCUAAUGCAUUUGUGUUUUGAGUGUAAACAUGUAUAUUUGUGAUUAACUGUUGUGCAGAUGUCUUUGCCUUGCAUAUAAACGUUUGCACUGUUUCAUCUCAUUUGAGGAUGCAAGUUCUUAAACCAACUGCUCACAGGUCAGUGUUGUGUUUAUACUUCCUACUAAUGCAGGUUUAAGAAAAUCAUGUAAAUGGAACAACUAGAUAUGUAUCUUGAAUGGAAUAAACAAGAUAGAAUAUAA